This is a messenger RNA of Hydra vulgaris (swiftwater hydra), 484 nucleotides long. NCBI's taxonomy places the organism in Eukaryota, Metazoa, Cnidaria, Hydrozoa, Anthoathecata, Hydridae. The record is from RefSeq and is a predicted model, not a curated record.
GUUUUUUUAAAGGUAACUUAAUUACUUUUUUGUAGCAAAAUGUUUUAUAAUUAGAUUCAUUUUCAUGUUGUGAAGAAUGCAACUUUCUACAUCAGAUGAAAUGUAUGUUAAAGAAAGCAUUAAAAAUAAGAAUAAUAAAUCAUACCGCUCUUCAUUGCCAGAACCUCCGCCACCUAUUAUGAAUAAGCCCAAUGCUAAAAAGUUGUUAUCAGAUUCAGAGAUUGAAGAAGAUGUUUUUUCUGCACAUUUUAUUGAUAAACACAAUAAAACCAAGCAAAGUUCACAUUGUCAAAGAGUUUCAAGUUUUAAUGUGAGUAGUUUGGUUUUUACACCACUGAAUGUUAAUGUGGAAGUCUUUUUUAUUAAUUUGUUUUUGUUCUCAAAUAAUUGUAAAAGAUAAGUAUAGUAGAAUAGAAAUGGAUUAUUUAUAAUAUUGUGAUCUGAUAAAUCAUGUGUGUAGCAUUUGGUCAACAUUACCUUUAGU